AAGUACAGAUUCCGCGUGAGAGCGCUCCGAGUUGUAGAGACAGACAGACGGACACUGGACACUGCUGCCGGACAUUAGUGCCCGCUAAAUUUCAGUAUUGUUUCUGACCGUAACAACAAGAAGAUGCCACUGGGUGACGACUGCCAUGCCUGGAAAAAGAAGACCACAGAUGUGAAGGAUCAGUAUGACUUCAAAGAGAUCCUGGGAACGGGAGCUUUCUCUGAGGUGGUCCUGGCCGAGGAGAAGAGGACCCAGAAACUGGUGGCUAUCAAGUGCAUUCCCAAGAAGGCUUUGGAGGGCAAAGAAAACAGCAUUGAGAAUGAGAUCGCAGUCCUGCACAAGAUUAAACACGCCAACAUCGUUUCUCUGGAAGAGAUCUUUGAAAGUAAAUCACACCUCUACCUUGUCAUGCAACUUGAUGAUUUCUUUAACAAAGUCCCGGUUUUAUAUUUCCAUCGUGUCAUAGCCUAUAUUCUGUUGUGUGGUUAUCCUCCGUUCUACGAUGAGAAUGAUGCCAAACUGUUUGAGCAGAUCCUGAAGGCAGAAUACGAGUUUGAUUCUCCUUACUGGGAUGAUAUCUCUGAUUCAGCUAAAGACUUCAUUGUCCACCUGAUGGAGAAAGACCCCAACAUACGUUACACCUGUGAUCAGGCUCUGCAGCACCCCUGGAUUGCUGGGGAUACUGCUCUGGAAAAGAACAUCCACGAGUCUGUCAGUGCUCAGAUCAAGAAGAACUUUGCAAAGAGCAAGUGGAAGCAAGCGUUUAAUGCCACAGCAGUGGUCCGUCACAUGAGGCGUCUCCAGCUGGGAACCAGUAGCGAGGGGCCCAACCCCACCCUGCCCAGUCCGUGCCGAACUCACCUGUUGGAGGAAGACGCAGAGGCUUGUUGUGAGGGUGGAUGCUCCCAGAACGUCGACGGGGGAGCCGACCACCUCUCCAACUGCACCUACCGCUGCCACCCGACCAGCAGGGUGUGAUCCCUGCGCCUGCUCCACUUACUUGCCUAAUCAAUCCCAGUGACUUUCCAAUUUAAACCCCCUCGGUGGAACCGGAGGCACCAUCUCCCCCCUUAUCUGGUUAGGAAUACAGCGUCAUUCCAACCUCUCGCCUGCAGGGGGAGCAAGCCUGUCCAGCCUGAGGAGGAAGACAGAAAAUGGGAUGAGAGGAGGAAGAGGGAGACUUGAUGAUGAUGAUGAUGAUGAUGCAUUGGAGGAUUACUUUUACAGACUGGGCUGGUAGUUUUGGAUGAGUUAAAAUGGGGAGAGGAUACAAUGGAAGGAGGGGAAGAUAACCUCCUCCACCAGCAUGUCGGGGGGGUUGUUUUUUGCCGAAGCAGGGCAGAGCUUGUUGUUGGACACUGUUUUUAUUCAUGAUUUUUGAUUCAACCUGUCUCUUUGUUUGUUUUAUUGUUUUAUAUAUUUUUGUGUUGUCUCUUUAUCUUCCCACUGUGGAGAGUAAAUCCAGAGACAAUAUCUGCAUGAUCAGGAGAGAGUUUCCCCAAUGCAUGUUUUAUCUUAGAAAUAUACCCUGUUGCAGAAAUGCAGCGUUGCAGUACGAUGCAACUGAUGGAGUGUUGUGUGAACAGUUCUUAAAGGUGAAAAGACAUAGAGCAUUUAAAUAUGUUGCAGUAUUUGAAAUGAAAGUCACAUCUUGUAAUUUUACAGAUCUGCAUUCUAUGUCUUUAAGUCGUGCUUUUAGACAAUCAGUGACAGAAUAGUUUAUGCAAUGAACUCCAUCUAUUUACUAUGUAGCCUUUCUUGUGGCGAUAUAGAGUUUCAAUGCAGCAGUUAGGCUUUUUUCAACCCCCGAACCUUUUCACCUACUCGAGCACAGGGAUAUAUCUUUGUAUAAGGUGCCUUUAGGAUAUACAGUAUGAUGAGUUUAUUUUCGGGUAACUUCUGAAAUGUUUUUUUUUUUUUGUCUGUUUCUUGCAGCUUGGACUUUGUAUGUAUCACAUUUUCAGCUUUAAGAUGCAGCUUUUAUGCUUUUUGUCUCAAAGUUAAGUACUGUAAUCUCAGAGGGAAGGCCUGCAUACAUAUUAUACACCAGUCUAAAUUAAAAAAUAACAUCAAUAUUAGCAUAUGAAACUGUAAUAUUGUUAAAUCUUUCUGGAGAGCUUCACCGGGAGCCUCAUUUAUUUUAAAAAAAUCUUUCAAAUUAAUUUUUUUUUUUUUUUAGAAUUAUGAUAAGUAUUUUCCAGCCCCCUUUAUGAUGCAUCCUACAGUACAUUUUGUGCAAAAAAAAAAUUGUAUUUGCAAGCCUGAAAAAUUAUUGAUCAGUGCUCUUGGCCAUACUCAAGACUAGACUUCUUAGUGGGUUGAAGUAGGUCGUGUGAAUGCAAAAAAAGCAAAACAAAAACUGCAACCAAAAUCUGAUAUGCAUCUGUCAGCAUGUACUGUAAUCAUACCAUCAUUACAAUCCUUUUCUUCUUACAUUCUUUCACAGGCACAUUUCCUCCACGUGCAGCCUGUUUAGAAAGGAAACCUGGAUUAAAGAAUGUGAAUAUGCA
Epinephelus fuscoguttatus (brown-marbled grouper) is the source of this 2510-nucleotide messenger RNA. RefSeq names its product calcium/calmodulin-dependent protein kinase Ib (gene camk1b). Gene Ontology annotation, molecular function: ATP binding; calmodulin binding; calcium/calmodulin-dependent protein kinase activity. Bases 124 to 978 code for a protein of 284 amino acids. The transcript has 10 exons. NCBI's taxonomy places the organism in Eukaryota, Metazoa, Chordata, Actinopteri, Perciformes, Serranidae. Gene Ontology annotation, biological process: peptidyl-serine phosphorylation. Gene Ontology annotation, cellular component: intracellular anatomical structure. The record is from RefSeq and is a predicted model, not a curated record.